UGUAUCCGUUAGGCUCAAACAUGUUUGGUGCUCUCAACCGCUUUAUUGCUCGCCUGGACGGGGAACCAUCUUCACGGCCAGCCGAGCAAGGCCCCUCGGACAACUCGUAUGGGUUUCAGGUUCUGAAGAAUCCUAACACAGAACUGCCACUGGAACCCUGGUUCGACUUCAUCAUUGGAAUCAAUGGCCAUUUUAUAGACUCUCCUGACCCGAACCUAUUCGCGACAGAAGUCCGCAACUGCGCAGGCGGAUACUGCUCAUUAGACCUUUGGAGUGCGAAGGGUCAAAGAACUCAUGCCCUUACCGUACCUGUACCGCCGACCGGCUCCCUAGGUCUGAGUCUGCAACUCGCGCCUCUCAAUUCUACACAGAACAUCUGGCACGUCCUGAACAUACCUUCCCCUCUGUCUCCAGCUCAUCAAGCUGGUCUACUACCUCACAGCGACUACAUCCUCGGCUCACCUAGCGGUACACUGAAAGGGGAAGCAGCACUUGGCGAAUUGGUCGAAGAUCACCUCAACAGGAGCUUGGUUCUAUGGGUCUACAACUCGGAGUUCGAUGUGGUCAGAGAAGUCGAGCUUGUGCCACGAAGAGGAUGGGGCGGUGAAGGUGCACUAGGAGCAGUACUUGGUUUCGGUGCGCUUCAUCGCCUGCCAGUCGGACUAGGCGAAGAGGUUCAGGCCCCAGGGGAGAAUCUAUUUGACGCGGAAGGGAAGAGCAUGCAGGACGCGCAAUCCGCGGACGCUGCCAGCAACUUCCAGCCUGCGCCUACACCAACUCUGCCACCACCACCCAUGGUCAACCCGAACAUUCCACCACCACCUAUGAUGAACCCUAACGCUGCACCUCCGACGGCGUCAGCCUCGUCCAAAGCGCGAAAAGGAAGACAUCACGCUGCACUUUCCCCUAGAGGUGGCUUUGAGGACAUGUUUGCUGAAGGAGAGAAAAAGAGCGCCGAGCAAGACCAUGUUCCUUCAAGGAAGGGCACUCCUGUAGCGCCUCCGCCCAAGAUAGGAUCAGCCGGAGUGACGCCUCACUCCGCCACCCAAGAGAAGUCCGAUCCCCUCGAGCAGGCUGGCGAUGAUCUUGGCGAGCCUGGUGAGGCCGAGGAAGCUUGAGCCGUCCAUCCGGCUGAUAAUGGGGCGAAAAGUUGGAUCGAUGGCUAGGUUCCAAAGAUGACUUCUCCACUACGUCUGGCAAAGUUGUGGGAAGGUAUCGUUCAUGGAUGGGAUCAUGCUCCCGGAACAUAUCGAUGUCACUGGUCAGACAGUCACGGAUCAAUGUCCGAUCUCAUCCUGCCACCAGCCCACGAAUUCAUGGAUCCUGCGAGAUCUCUCCGCUGCCAUCGCCUUGCCCGCAUCGGUCUUCAUCAUUGAUUCAAGCUUUAGCAGCUUGUCGUCGAAAUGCUGGAUCGAGUCUGCCAGACUCCUAGCCCCUUUGGCACCACCGAAGGUGAAACAUCGACCAAUCCCAAUGGCUCCGAUUGCGUCGAGUCGGUCGGCGUCUUGGACAAUGGCGAGUUCUGGAAUCACCUCCAACAGGUCUCGCACAUGCUGCGGGUUCUUGAUCUCAGAGGAGUAUGAAACACUUGCAACAAGCAACUGCAACUGCUCUGCAUAUUCUUCAGACAUACCCGCAUCGAGAAUUGCUUUUGCUAAGGGUGACCCUUUGCUGUCCGAAGUCGUGUAUUUCUUAUCCUCGACAUCAUGAAGCAAGGCACCCAGAAUGACAUUAAGCGGGUUCAGUGCCGGCAAAGCCCUUCGCUUUCUCCCGUCUUCCUCGCUUUCGAGAAUGGUUAGCGCGUUGGUGACAACCCUUUUGACAUGGUCGAAAUCAUGGGACGCGUCAAAGCGCGGAUCCUGGAAGUAAGUCUCGGUGAAGUCGUGGAUUUUGUGCACUACACAAAUUUCCUGGUCGGAUAGGCUGGGGUAUGUUGCUGGAUGCGUGUAUUUGCCCAAGGACAUGGCGUCUGCUUAUGUACCGUCAAUUGCUGGAAGUCUUUCGCACCAACGUGCAGGGUAAACGUUGCCGCGAUGUCAAAUUUGAACCAGUUCGAAGCAGACAAUCACGGCAUCAGUGAGCAAGCCUCCUAUCAUCCUAAGGUAUUCAGACGAGACAAACAUAGACACUCAAAGAACAAUGCGAUGUGGAAUUGAGUCAAAAGUGUAUGGGCGCCGAGCGCCAAGAACGGGGGUUGCUGGAAAAUUGUGCCGUCCAACAUGCAAUUUAUCCAGCCUUGCGGUUCGAAGACCAUUUGCAAGAAUCUGUCUAUGGUACUGAAUACCCGUCGCCAGGCUUUGUCAUGGCUAUCCAUUACUAUCUGACGGUAUCAGGCUUUCUGCAAGUGGAUGCACAUCAGAAGCCUUAUCAGACAGGACUUAAGAUGCUAUCCGGCCCUCGAAGGUCAAGCUCCAUGAUGGACAACGCAGAGCCCGGCGGUGUCACUAUGUGCCGGAGUCCCAGCCUCGAGUCAGCCAUCUUGAAAAGCGACGUCCAACCAUCAAGAUCCCUCUCGCCACUAUUGAAACUUAUCAUCAUGUUCAUAUCCAUAACCCUGGAGGUGUGUUUGUCAGUAUUUCAGUCAACGGCGGAUUGGAGCUGAGAUUCACCUCAACUUCCUCUCCUCAGCCCUGCUCAAAGUCCCAGGAGGCGGCGUUACCCCAUCCAUGAUGAUGAUUCUGCUUGUUGGACCCAUGGUAGACACAAUGUUUGCCAGAAUCUUUGCGGCAUACUUGUCGGAAUGAUCAUGACAGAUGAAUCGAAGAAGAUAGACGUCUGCAUUCUUGAUUGGUUG
Messenger RNA from Exophiala xenobiotica, 2794 nucleotides. RefSeq lists its product as uncharacterized. NCBI's taxonomy places the organism in Eukaryota, Fungi, Ascomycota, Eurotiomycetes, Chaetothyriales, Herpotrichiellaceae. Gene Ontology annotation, molecular function: protein binding. The transcript has 3 exons. Gene Ontology annotation, cellular component: Golgi apparatus. Gene Ontology annotation, biological process: Golgi organization. The coding region runs from base 21 to 1118 and encodes 365 amino acids. The record is from RefSeq and is a predicted model, not a curated record.